Vanessa atalanta (red admiral) is the source of this 459-nucleotide messenger RNA. RefSeq names its product glycoprotein hormone beta-5 (gene Gpb5). The transcript has 3 exons. Gene Ontology annotation, molecular function: hormone activity. NCBI's taxonomy places the organism in Eukaryota, Metazoa, Arthropoda, Insecta, Lepidoptera, Nymphalidae. Gene Ontology annotation, biological process: G protein-coupled receptor signaling pathway. Gene Ontology annotation, cellular component: cytoplasm; extracellular region. Bases 1 to 420 code for a protein of 139 amino acids. The record is from RefSeq and is a predicted model, not a curated record.
AUGUUUUCUCUUUGGGUUAUAAGCUGUAAAAGUGCUUCACCGAAUUCUCGAUGUAAGCUGAGGCGAUACACGCAUAAUGCUGUACAAACAGAUUUUAAUGGAUUACGUUGCUGGGAUGAAGUCGACAUCAUGUCAUGUUGGGGAUACUGCUUAUCUUACGAGACGGCAGAUUGGCAAUUCCCCUACAAAGUAUCCUUUCAUCCAGUUUGCGUGCACGGAGAGAGGAAGCACGCUUCAGUCAAGUUACGGAAUUGCGACCCUGGCGUGGAACCCGGUACAGAACUGUAUCAUUACGUAGAAGCAGCCUACUGCAAGUGCCAGGCAUGUUCUUCUGAAGACACAAGCUGCGAAUGGCUGCCGCCAGAUUAUUCUCUUCUCAACGAAAACUCAAUCGCAGAACAAAUGGAGGAUAAGAAAUAAAUUUAAUAAGCACCGAGGCUAAUUAACGUGACACUAACA